AUGGGCCAGCAACCAUCUACUCCUAAAAUAACUGCACAAGAUAAGGCAAUAUUUCAGUUGAAGCAACAAAGAGACAAGCUAAAACAGUACCAGAAACGAUUAAACACAAUCAUUGAAAAGCAAACAGACUUGGCAAAGAAAGCUGUACUCAAUAAACAACCUCAGAAGGCUAAAUUUUAUUUGCGAUCUAAAAAGCAACAAGAAUCUGUAAUUAACACCACUUUUGAUCAACUAAACAACUUAGAAAAGUUGAUUGGAACAAUUGAGUAUAAGUUGAUUGAAAAAGAUGUUGUGUAUGGUUUACAACAAGGUAACAGGGUAUUACAGAAAUUAAAUAAUGAGAUGCAAGUUGAGAAGAUUGACGCGUUAAUUGAUCAAUUGGAGGAUGAGAAAUUGAAGGUGGAUGAAGUUAGUGAGCUAUUAGGAGGUGCCAAUCAAUUGAAUAGGUCAGAGGAAGAGGAAGUGGAUCAAGAGUUUGAAAAUUUGCAAAAAGAAAUACAUGGUAAAAAUAACCAGGCCAAAGAAGAAGGAAACGAAUUACCUAAAAUACCGGACACCAAACCUAUGCCAGAUGCUCCAAAUACUGAAAUUGGGGAAUAUGAACCACAAAAUAAGACAUCACAUGAACCGAUUGCCAUAUAA
This is a messenger RNA of Candida dubliniensis CD36, 642 nucleotides long. It is a transcript of the gene VPS20, whose product is annotated as ESCRT-III subunit protein. Gene Ontology annotation, biological process: vesicle budding from membrane; late endosome to vacuole transport via multivesicular body sorting pathway. NCBI's taxonomy places the organism in Eukaryota, Fungi, Ascomycota, Pichiomycetes, Serinales, Debaryomycetaceae. The coding region runs from base 1 to 642 and encodes 213 amino acids. The record is from RefSeq and is a predicted model, not a curated record. Gene Ontology annotation, cellular component: ESCRT III complex; multivesicular body. The transcript has a single exon.